Messenger RNA from Oncorhynchus keta (chum salmon), 1583 nucleotides. Its product is annotated as interleukin-1 receptor-associated kinase 3-like. The transcript is spliced from 10 exons. Bases 60 to 1583 code for a protein of 507 amino acids. Gene Ontology annotation, biological process: protein phosphorylation; signal transduction. NCBI's taxonomy places the organism in Eukaryota, Metazoa, Chordata, Actinopteri, Salmoniformes, Salmonidae. Gene Ontology annotation, molecular function: protein binding; ATP binding; protein kinase activity. The record is from RefSeq and is a predicted model, not a curated record.
UAGCUUCACAUAGGUUAGAUUCUUGGCGAUACUAAGAUUCCAGCUCAGUCGCAGUUGAGAUGGACUCGUCUAUGUACCUGUAUGAUGUCCCCCCAGUUUUGAUGGAGAAGUUUUGUAAGAUAAUCGACAGCGGUGAUGACAGCCUCGGAUGGCGCGGGCUCGCGGCGCGUAUCGUGCCAAGUUGGACGGAGGUGCGACGCACCGAGAGGCUGGAGGCAAUAGGCAAGAGCCCCACGCGAGAACUCAUCUGGUCGUGGGCGCAACAGAACAAAACUGUUGGGGACCUUGUGAAGGUGUUGGAGGAUAUGGGUCACACCAGAGCUCUACAGCUCUUUAUUCCUCAAGAAACACAGUAUUCCUUCCCCAACAGACCAUCAAAGAGCAGCAAGGAUAAUCCCUCCCCUCCUCAAUUACCCACGUCACCCCCACCUGCCAGUGAGUCGACCCGACCUGGGUGGAACCAGUCUCAUGAUCAUGUGUCAAGUGAAGGUACAUGUGCAGACCUGGAGGAAGUGACCAGAACUCUGUCACACCUGAGUUCCAAAGCGUAUUCUCUCUGUGUAGUUCUAAAGAACUCUGUCACACCUGAGUUCCAAAGCGUAUUCUCUCUGUGUAGUUCUAACAUACUGCUGGACGAGCGGCUGCAGCCCAAGCUGUCUGAUUUUGGGACGGCCAGUCUCAGACCCCACUCCGUCAGUCAGAGCUGCACCGUUACCUUGGAUACGACCUUCGGAACCCUGGGCUACCUGCCGGAGGAAUACGUACGAGAUGGAAAGCUGUCCGUCAGUCUGGACGUGUUCAGCUUGGGAGUGGUUAUAAUGGAAAUGAUAACAGGACGGAAAGCUAGAGAGGAGACUCCUAAACACACCCUGCUGAGAAACGUCCUACGUGGAGAGGCGGAGGACACUGGCAGUGUAGACUCCUGUCUUCAGUAUCUGGACCCGAGAGCUGGUCUUUGUCCCCACUCUAUGUCCUUUACCUUGUUGCGUCUAGCCCUGGACUGCACCUCUACACGACCACGCAACAGACCCACCAUGGAGAAUGUGUUACAGGUAUUGAGCCAGCUGCUUCCCCUGCCGUGCCCACCUGAAGACCAGCCCCACACGCUGACCGACGAGGCCCCAGCUCCCCCUGCCUCUCCUGCCCAGACGGGACAGGGCCCCAGCUCCAACCCCAGCCCCAGUGUGCCUGUGGAGGAUGAUGAGCUGCACAGUUACCCCGUUGAGAACCCUCAGCCAGCUCCAGCCCAGGGAGGACCCUGUGAGUGUAGCCAGUCAGAGGUCACCUAUCUGGGCAGUGGGGAGCGGAGCUGCCACCUGUCACGGGAGGGGGCUGGGGAAAGAGCAGGGCUAGGGGCUGAUGAGGCUGACCAGAGCCUACAGACCAAUGGAGAGCCAGUGGAUCUUUACGGUAGCUGGCCAGUCCAAUGUAGCUGUUCAGCUGAGGUGAAUGGACUGGGCUGUGAAGACUGUAGAGCCAAUGGGUUUACUCCCUGCCCCUCAGACCUCCCUCAAGGUGACCUCAGCUUCUCUUCCCUCAGUAUAGUGGACAACCCUGCCAAGCAGAGAAUGAUGAAUGAUUGA